Messenger RNA from Aspergillus calidoustus, 1521 nucleotides. The record is from the annotation of a GenBank genome assembly. Lineage: Eukaryota; Fungi; Ascomycota; Eurotiomycetes; Eurotiales; Aspergillaceae.
AUGCAAGCUCCAAUGCCGCCUGGCUACGGACGUGGCUAUCCCCAAGGCGCCCAACGGUCUCCUGCCACGCCUCGGCGCGGACCUCAAGCUCCUGGCCCCGCAAUAGCGGUUCCAAUGCCCCAACACGCCGUGCCCCCACAGUACAUGACACCCCAGCGCAACCUCGCGCACCAGAACGACGCCGCCCUCCGCCGAAGCCGUAAGCCCACAGACAAGAAUAUCCCCGAUGGUGUCGAAGAAGUAGUCGUCGGAGAGGGCGUCCUGCAAUACAAGAGCUUGCGCGACCUGGAGAAGCGCCUAGACGCCGCCGUCGUCCGUAAGAGGUUGGAUAUUCAAGACUCUAUCAGCAAAACAGUCAAGAAAUACCGCACAAUGCGCAUCUGGGUUUCGAACACGGUGGAAGGCCAACCCUGGCAGAACUCUUCUGGUCAGAACGGCGUUCCAGCCAGCACCCCUGGCUCCGGCCGAUACAAGGUUCGGAUCGAGGGUCGGCUGCUGGAUGAUGUUAACGACCUCGAGGCAUCGGCUAGCGAUGACGAAGGUGAUGCCCAGGAAAAUGGUGAUACGAUGGAGGAGGAUGGUGCCGAUGCCAAAAAGCCAGCCUCUAAACGGUCGAAGCAGCGCUUCUCCCAAUUCUUCAAGUCUAUCACGGUUGACUUUGACAAAUCAUCUGCGACGAGUCCGGACGAGAUGAAGACGAUAAACUGGGCCAAGCCGCAAUUACCACCGAAUGCUGCCAGCUUGCCCCCUACCGCCGACUUCGAUUCCGUACAGUUUUCACGGGCGUCGCAGGAGAACCUGAACGUUACGAUCAGCCUUGUUAGGGAUGAGACUCCCGAGCGUUAUAAGCUGAGCAAGGAGCUGGCAGAGGUUCUUGACGUUGAGGAAGAGACCAGGAGCGGGAUUGUGUUGGGUAUCUGGGAUUACAUUCGGGCCAUGGGACUUCAGGAAGACGAAGAAAAGCGCCUCGUACGCUGCGACGAUCGUCUACGAGCGAUUUUCGGCCGAGACCAGAUGUUCUUCCCCCAGAUUCCCGAAAGCGUCGGUCCACACACUAGCCCACUCGACCCCAUCAAGCUUCCUUACACUAUCCGCGUCGAUGAAGACUUCCACAAAGACCCUACCCCCACCAUCUAUGACAUCCAAGUUGCCGUCGAAGAUCCUCUCCGCUCAAAGAUGCUAGCCCUCACUCAAAACCCUCAAUACACAGCUGGAAUGCGCCAAAUCUCUCAGCUAGACGACCAGGUCGCCAUUAUCAUCCAGGCCCUUACUCACUCACGCGCAAAGCACUCUUUCUUCACAGCGCUAAGCAAAGACCCCGCUACGUUCGUCCGCCGCUGGAUAAACUCGCAGCGCAGGGAUCUCGAGACUAUUCUCGGCGAAGCAACCCGCGGAGGCGGCGAAGAUGCCAGUGGACCAGAGUUCCGGCGCGGUGGUUCAGAUAGUGUCUGGGAUACGACGGUGGCUCGCGAGGCUGUUCGCUAUAUGCUUGCCAAACCGGAGGCUACUAUGGGUCGAUGA